UCCACGACGACAACAUUGUGCGAACCACGGUCGUUGAUUCGUUGCUUUGCUCAAUGACUCGGCUGGAUUGAUAUUUUCUUUCAUCGAGAGACUUGUCAAUAAUUUCUGAAGCUUUCUGAUUUAAAUUCAGGCGUGCAAUAUGAACAUGACUCACGUGAAAGUGACUUGGGCUGUGGGGCAGUCUAAUGGGACGCCUGACAUUGACUGUCUACACUGCCAGCCUGUCCUGUGCGUUGCAAGGCGUCCAAUACACGAAUUUUUGCCAAGAACCUGGCGGCAGAUCGACAGGUCGCCCAUUAUAUAAAGUCUCUGCUUGAGUUCAGAAAAGAUCUAUAAUCCAACAGUCUCAAUCAUCUAGACUCAACUUUUUUUUUUAAUAUCAUUUAAUACUUUACGAGAAACACAUCUGCUAUAACUAGAAUGGCUGGCGUCUUGUCUCAAACUCUGCAGUCCAUUACCCACACCAAGUUUGCUCAGAUUGAGAAACAGCGCCAUAAUCUCCAGUCCCAUAACAAGUCACUUGACGAUGCGCUCGCAAAAGCAACGUCUCAACAUGAGCGGAUCCGCAUCCUGCUGGAUGGCCUUGAGUCGCUUGGUUCGUCUUCUCUAAAGCGUUCCGAUGAGUCUGCAGAAGAGUCAGACGAUGAAAGUAUUUCCGGCAGUCCAAGUUCAGGAAAGGACAGCAAAGAAUCCAAAUCGCCCUUCUUCACAAACGAAGCAAAGAUAUAUCGCAAACUGAUUAAUCAAGCCGACUCCGAUUCUUCAAUUUCUGCAAGUCUUCUCUCCGAAUGGGAAUCGAACUUGAAACAAACCAUUGAUAUGCAGAGAAAUAAACUUGACUUUGCGAGUCUCUACAGCAAACUGGUCACUGAAUGGCUGACAAACUCGGCCGAUACGCCUGUCAAGGGAUCCGGUACAAGCAGCGCAGACAAACCGGCUGUCGACAGUGGUGCAGCCGAAGAGGCCUUUGAACCAGUUGGGCGUGAAGAAAUGCAUGAGCAACGCAAGACCUUUGAGCCUUAUGUCUUCAACGCCAAAGAAACCGACACCGACGCAAUCCAGGGCUACCUAACCAAUCUAUUCGCGUCGAAUAAAAUCCAAAAGGAACAGCUCAAAAAGCUGCGCCUCAAGUUCAAGAAUUUUGGCGAGCACUUCUUUGCCUCUGUGUCUCAGCCCGUCUUCGACGAAGAUGCAGUCAAAAUGGCUCUCAAGGGUCUUUUGAAAUUGGACCUGCUGACGGAAGAAAAGCGCAUGAUGUUACGAGAAUUCCAGCGCAACAGUGUCGUCCUCUCCGAGAUCGCCAAUGUGCUCAACAUGAGGCUUGCUGCUCUCGACGAAUGGACAUGGGGCACUGAAGCCAUUCUCAUUGAGCAGCGCCGCGCUUUAAAUGGGCGGUAUCGAGUCUUUACUGACGAGGAUUUGUUGCAAGCCUUGUUUCUGCACUAUUUGGGUCUGAAAUGGGCGGUCGAGCUUAAGAGAGCCUUGUCGCAAUUCUACGAGUCACUAGCCUGGACACGACAACGAGGCCCCAUGUCAAAACUCGAACUGGAGAGAAGAAGGUACUUUUUAGGCGAGAAAGUGAGAAACAAGACUGUCGACCGAAAACGUCAAGCCUUCUACACGGACUACUUUUUAACCCAGCUUCCAGAUUCAAUAGCGGAGGCUGGACGGGGCUACGAUGGAGAUAGUGACGAGGACGAUGAUGAUACCAAUAGCGACGAGAGCAAGCAAAACUCUCCUGUUGAGCUCAAGCAACAGCUGCUCCACGCUCUCAGCACCGAAGCUUUGAUCGCGAAAAACCUACACGGCAGCUUGACUGUCAUUCAAUCCGACUUCAAGUGGUUCGGGCCCUCGGUGCCGCACUCAACUGUGUUGGCCGUCUUGGAAUUUUUUGGAGUUCCCAAGAUAUGGAUCAGUUUCUUCCAUCGCUAUCUCGAAGCGCCUCUCCGAUUCAAGCAGGACGGACCAGACGGCCAAGUCCGGCCUCGCAAGCGGGGUCUCUACAACUCGCACAUUCUCUGCGACUUCUUUGGUGAACUUGUCUUGUUCUGCCUCGACUACGCCAUCAACCAAAAGACGUCUGGCGCCGGUCUCUACCGUAUGCACGAUGAUUUUUGGUUCUGGGGCCGUCAAUCUACUUGCGAAACGGCGUGGGCUACAGUUCUCCGCUUCACCGAGCUAAUGGGUCUGGAUCUGAAUGAAGAAAAGACGGCGGCGGUACGGAUUACUGAUCAGAAGAAACGCAAGCACAGCCGGGACUCCGAGGCGCUUUCCAAGACCCUCCCAUAUGGCGAGAUCAAAUGGGGGUUCCUCCGGCUCGAUGCGAAAACGGGCGACUUUGUCAUCAAUCAAGACGACGUGGACAAGCACAUUGGCGAGCUCAAGCUCCAGCUCGGCGCAUGUAAGAGCACCUUUGCGUGGAUCAAAGCAUGGAACACAUAUGUGGCUCGAUUCUUUGUCGCCAAUUUUGGCAAGCCAGCGCACUGUUUUGGCCGACGACACGUGGAUGACAUGAUUGAAACGCUCGUACGCAUCCAGCGCGCCGUCUUUGCCAAUGAUACCGGCACCGCCAACAGCGUGACAGAGUAUGUGCGGCAAAUGGUCGAGGCGCGAUUCGGCGUCAAGGAUCUGCCCGACGGAUUCAUCUUCUUCCCCAUGUCCAUGGGCGGUAUGGGCGUGACAAACCCGUUUGUCGAGCUCUUUGCCCUCCGCGACACCGUCGCCAAGUCGCCAGAAAAGAUUUUGACGAGGGCUUUUGCCGAAGAAGAACGAGAAUACAAGCAUCUCCAGAAAGUCUUUGACGAAGGCAACGUGAAGCUUCCACCAUUAUAUCACAUGUCUGAUGAACUCCGUGACUCUCUACAGCAAGACCGCACACGGCGACAACAGCAGCAAAACCUUUCCACGGCUCGGAAGUCUGACGAUGACAAUGACAGUAACUUUAACCUCGACUCUACUUCUGACUCUACUUCUGACUCUACUUCUGACUCUGACUCUGAAUCCCUUUCGUCCUCAUCAGACAAUGAUAACGAACCAUCCCUCUUCAUGACCUUUGAAGAAUUCACCCGCUACAGAGAAUCCACCUCUCCCCAGCUCGCACAAGCAUAUUCCCGCCUCCUCGCGUCCCCCGAACCAGCUCCUCUCCCCGAACCGUCUUUCUACGCCGCCCUUUCCCGCGCCGGACCCACCUCCGAUCAGGAUGACCUCAAGGAAACCUUUGGCGGCAGAUACUGGCGGUACUUGCCCAUCUACUGGCGCAUCGUCGUCUCCAUGUAUGGCCCUGACACGCACCGCCGGUUUGGGUUUUUGAGAAUAGUCGAUAAGGGUCUGCUCCCGCAGGGCAUGAUUGAGUUGUUUAAUGCCCGCAGAGCGAAAUGGUUAGGUUGAUGCUGUUUGAUGCUGUU
This is a messenger RNA of Xylona heveae TC161, 3404 nucleotides long. RefSeq lists its product as hypothetical. NCBI's taxonomy places the organism in Eukaryota, Fungi, Ascomycota, Xylonomycetes, Xylonales, Xylonaceae. The record is from RefSeq and is a predicted model, not a curated record. Bases 421 to 3387 code for a protein of 988 amino acids. The transcript has a single exon.